This is a messenger RNA of Pogonomyrmex barbatus (red harvester ant), 2055 nucleotides long. It is a transcript of the gene mxt, whose product is annotated as Eukaryotic translation initiation factor mextil. The record is from RefSeq and is a predicted model, not a curated record. Gene Ontology annotation, biological process: regulation of formation of translation initiation ternary complex; positive regulation of translation. Gene Ontology annotation, molecular function: eukaryotic initiation factor 4E binding; RNA binding; translation initiation factor activity. Gene Ontology annotation, cellular component: RNA cap binding complex; cytoplasm. NCBI's taxonomy places the organism in Eukaryota, Metazoa, Arthropoda, Insecta, Hymenoptera, Formicidae.
GAGCACUCGGUUAUAUCUUCACGGCGCACGUCGACGAUACGUCUUCGCGAUCCCAACCGGACGAUCUGCGUGUCGUUGAUCCGUUUGCAUACGGCCGACGGGGCGUCGUGGAUCUCGCGAAAGGGUCACAAUGGCUACCGCACAAUUGAACAGAACCAGGACCGUAAAGAAGCUCGAAAAACCACGGCCGCUUAAGCUUAAUCAGCGCAACUCGACCGUCGAUGGGCGGAUCACGACUGUAGAGGAUAUAGUGUCCUUAAUCGACAAUGUUGCGAUGCAACUGACCAAUGGCUUUCAUGACCGAACGCUGCAAAUGAAUGUGAUUUCUAUGUGUAGUCAUCUGAAACUCUACGCCAAUCAAUUAGAAGCUAUUUACAAAGAUCAGCUGGACCGAGCCUUUGUGGCGAUCAGAAAUGGGAGCCAGGACGAUAGAUUAGAUCUGACGACCAGGGUUCAUCUGCUGGAACUUAUUGAGCUGCGAGCGAAACAAUGGCGUCACACUGACUCGAUGGACGUAUACUACAUGCAGAAGUUGUCGCAUCUAGAUAAUACCGAGACGAUACCCGAUACACCUACGAACUCUUUAUCAUCCCCUUUGUUGACAAUGACUUCAUCUACUUCGGCACCGAUUCUCGGGCCUGGUGAAGUGAUCAAGAAUAGUGGAAAGUUUGCGAAGCCUACGCGCAUACCGGGGAAGAACUAUUGCAAAGACGAGGUUGUCAUUCGCAACAGCGACUCGGGAAAAGUGAUGGGAAUAAAAGGGCGGCGGGUUCACAUGAUAGAAGAGCUCAGCCAGACGAUCAUCUCCUUCCAGCGAGUAAACCCUGGAGCUAAAGAACGACUUGUCCAAAUCACGGGAACGUCCGAGGACAAGAUUCAUUAUGCGAAGGAUUUAAUCAAAGAUACGAUACAACGAAAUGCAUCGCCGGUGAGACUGGAGCAGAGCCCCGGCGGCGAAAAGGGGGCUAUGGGUGGUUCCAGCUCCUCCCUCAACAGUAGCGCAUCGGACGAGAGCAAUCGGCUGCAGCAAAAUCAACAGCAACACAACAACUCUCGUCUGCGUUCGUCUCUCCUGCACAGUUUCUCCACCAACGACGCCAGCAUAGGCGAAUACAAGUAUACCGUCACCGUCGGUAACCAGUCCCUUAAAAUCACGGGCUGCAAUCUCGACCUCGUCAGGACGGCGAAACUGGUGUUGGACGAACAUUUCCUGGGCGAUUCUGAGAAUUUUACCAGCGGGAUAGAAUACUUCAAUUACGAGGACGAGCCCAGCUUCGCCAUAACUAACACCUCUACCCCCAAUGUUCUCCGCACGCCGUUGUCACCAUUAGACAACGUUAACGCUUCUGCUUCUUUAGGCCGAGAAUUAAGUGUGGAUAGCGCUGCGACCUCUUCGGAGAGCGAAGAAACCUACAAGCCUCGUCCGAUUUCCGAAGAGCGAUGCUCGACUCAACAAGUUCCAGAAGCGAGAGAACUUACAUAUGAGUUUCUGCUGCUGUGCGCGUCGGGUCCGUACGCGAAACGGCCCCCCGCCGACUGGACGCGCAUACAGAAGGAAUGUCCCAAUAUAGUUCGUAAGGCACCGAUUCGCUGGUUCGAACCGGAAGCGUACAAAGCCAAGCUAGCAGCUGCUGGUCCCGUUGCGAUAUUACCGAUUGGCGAAGCGGAAACCGAUCCCGAGUGAGGCCGGAGGUUAAAUCUAUCGCCUUCCUCUCCCACCUUGGUGAUGAGAAAUUUUCAGAGAACGACGUGUAUGUGUGUGUGUGUAUGGGUGUGGGUGUGUGUGUGUGUGUGUGUGUGGUGUGUGCUGUAGCAUCUUGUCGGUCGUAACAAGAUUCCGGCGUGUUUUGUUUUCAUAUGUUCUUAGAAAAAAAAGAAGAUACUUUCCAUCAAAGAAAAGGAGAGAUGGAAUAUACGUCAAAGAAUUUCAUUGACAAUAUCUCAAGGAAAAUAUAUAUCUUCGCCAAGCAUUUUAAAAUGCAAAUCAUCGAACACUUCAUGCAAUUGACCGGCUAGUCAUUAGAAUGAAAAAUGUUAUAUUUAUUCAACGAAAAA